AUGAUGGAUCUCUCGGAUGAGCUGAUGCCUGAUCGUGAUGGGAAGCAAGAUGGGAAUUCAAACGGUGCAGAUUUAACAUCUCCUAUUGUCAAAUCAUCAAAUGGAGAUCACCAUUUUAUGCAUCGUAAACAGACUCUCGACGAAAAAGCAGCACUUUUUAGUCAUACCGAUACACCUGACCCGGAGCGAUUAGAGCAGGCUCUGCGGGUAGAGAGGAUGUCUAUCAAUAGCAAUAGCUAUCCGGCACGCCUAUCAGAGCAGACAGCCAAGCAAAUCCAGGGCGGGAUAGAUAUUCUAGACCGACCGAAUGUUCUAAGAGACCACCCAUCUAAAUACCUCCUAGAGGACCCGAGCAGUUGUAAGGACGCUCUCCCCCCCUCAGAUCUUCUUCCGAUACCGAGAGGCUGGCUGGCCCAUUUGCGUGAGAACCGUCGUGUUACUCCUACUGGUCACUGGCAGGAUGUCCGUCAUAUAGUUCUCGAAGUACCUACACAACCAAGUUCUAACAGAAGAGGGGAUAGAGAGCUCUUCAGCUACGUUCCGGGUGAUGCAGUCCUCAUUUACCCCAAGAAUUUCCCUGCGGAUGUACAGACAUUGAUUGAUCUCAUGGGCUGGAAUGACGUCGCUGAUAUACCCUUUGAGCAUCGUGCAAGGCAGCAAGACGCACUUUAUUCGAAGCCUAAGAAUUGUCACCCUAUUCCUCACACCACUUUACGCGAGCUUCUUAUUCAUAACUACGAUAUAACUGCUAUUCCGAAGCGCGUAUUCUUCCAAGAUAUUGCUUUCUACACAGAUGACCCUAUGCACCAAGAGCGCCUGCGGGAAUUUGCCAAUCCUGGCCUCUCGGACGAAUUCUACGACUAUACUUCUCGACCUCGACGAUCUAUUCUAGAGGUUCUCCAAGACUUCCCAUCAGUCAAGAUCCCCUACCAACAUCUUCCGUCCAUUUUCCCUGUCAUGCGAGCCCGAGAGUACAGUGUCGCGAGCGGCGGCCAACUUCUGAGGAACGAAGAAAACCUAGAGGUCACCCGAGUCGAACUUCUAGUAGCAUUAGUGAAAUACAAGACGGUCCUUCGAAAGACUCGACAAGGACUCUGCUCCCGAUAUUUAGAAUUCUUGCGUCCUGGCACGAAUAUCAUGAUCACCCACAGAGAAUAUGAUACUCUAGAGGCUGGUUGGACUCGCAGACCAUUAUUAGCGAUCGCCCCAGGCACUGGCGUCGCGCCAGUACGCGCCCAUCUUUGGGAUCGUAUCGACGAGUCAGAAGCCGGCGAUUCCCUCCUCUUUUUUGGUGGUCGAAACCGUGAUGCUGACUUCUACUUCCAAGACGAAUGGCAAGAUCUUAGGGUGAAAGUCAUCACGGCGUUUUCCAGAGAUCAAGAGAAGAAGAUUUACGUACAGGACCGUAUCCGUGAGCAGUGGCAACUGGUAUGCGAAUUUAUCCAGAAGGGUUGCGUAAUCUGCAUUUGUGGGAGCUCGGGGAAAAUGCCAGAGGCAGUUAAACUAGCCAUACAUGACGCCAUGGUAAUGGGAAAGAUGGCUCCUGAUCGUGAGGCCGCAAAAAUUGUACUGGCCCGGAACAACCCGUUAUGGGAGGAGGUUUGGUAA
Daldinia childiae is the source of this 1608-nucleotide messenger RNA. Its product is annotated as NADPH-dependent diflavin oxidoreductase 1. The record is from RefSeq and is a predicted model, not a curated record. Gene Ontology annotation, cellular component: cytosol. The coding region runs from base 1 to 1608 and encodes 535 amino acids. The transcript has a single exon. NCBI's taxonomy places the organism in Eukaryota, Fungi, Ascomycota, Sordariomycetes, Xylariales, Hypoxylaceae. Gene Ontology annotation, molecular function: oxidoreductase activity; FMN binding; flavin adenine dinucleotide binding.